AUGAAGAGCAGUUUUCAUGGAGAUUUCCGUAAGAUGCAUAACCAUAAACGAAGAUUAAUUGGAUCACGGAAAGAAAGAGUUAUGAAUACAAUGAUGAAUAAAAAAACUGAUCCUUCUGUAUUUGUUCGAGAAGAAGCUGCUGUACUUAUGAGAGAAGGUGAUGCCGUUCCUGCCCAAAUACCUAACUUAGGAGCGUUGCGAGUUGCAAAGCAUAGAGCACUGGUUAGUAAUAGGCUUCAUUCAGAUCCAAUGGUUGCCGUGAGAAAAAUGAAAUAUCUUGGGGAAUUUCCUAAUACUAUUCAUGACAUUGGUUCUGAUAAAACAUUCGUUCAUUUUUGGAGUAACUUACAGCUUCAAAUUUAUAAAGAGUAUUCAAGAAAAGAAAGGAUCAUAACUGUUUCAUUCGAUGCUACAGGUGGUUGUGUUAGAAAAAUUAAAAGAAACGAAAAUAUACGUAGUGGCCCAAUUUUUUUGUAUGAAGGUGUCAUGAGUAUUGAUCAACAUACCUUUACUGUUAUGUCUAUGCUCUCUGAACGCCAUGACACCUUAUCUAUUAGUAUAUGGCUUAACAGAUGGCUUCGUUGUGGAGUUAAAUCCCCAAAAAUCGUUAUAUGUGACCAGUCUCUUGCCUUAAUGUCAGCUUUAACUCAAACAUUUACUCAGUAUAAAUCCCUUGAGCAGUACCUUCAAGUUUGUUUUUCGAUUGUAGUUUUAAAAAAAGAAGAAGAGCUUCCGACCUGCUUCAUAAGAAACGAUGUCAAUCAUUUUGUACACCUUAUAUCGCAAUGGAAAGAAGUUAAAGACUCCAAAUUUGUCCGAACAAAAGAGUUAAUUAUAAGGGGGAUGGGACUCCUUAUUCUUUGCACAUGUAUAUAUGAAGCUGAGCAAAUAUUAGAAGCGAUUUUUACGAUAAUUUUAAGUAAAUUUGAUGGUCCUAUUUUAUCAGAAAUGUGUAAUUCAGUUGCUGAUACUCCGUGUGCUGAAAAAAAGAAAUUCCUUUCUAAACUUAUUUCAAAUAAAAAACACUAUUUGGAAUUUGUAGAACAAAUAGAUACUGAAUACCACCAAACAAAUAAUGAUGGGAAUGAUAAUGAUAAUAAUGCAAAUUCUACUUCUUUGGAUUCCUUUAAACAAUGGGCUCAGUCAAUAGCAGACAAAGCUAGAGAAAACACCAAAGAUAUAAUUGGUCAGUUUGAUAAUGCUCAGUUUCUUCCAAGCUUAGAGUCGUGUAUAGUAAAUACCAUGAAAUUCUUCCCAUGUUGGUCUGGAAUUAUGAGAGAUAAUUUUGGAUAUGGAACAGAGACUGCUUCUAGUAGUAGAAUAGAAAGUAACUUCAAUCAAUUGAAGAAUAGACUUUUUAAAAAUGAAUCAUUACCCUUAAGAAUAGACACGUUCUUGGAAAAAUUAUUAAUUUAUUAUAAAGGUGACCAUUUGUUGAUACAAGGAGAUAAUCAAGAUUGGGAAGAUGGGAUUUCAACUGAAAAUGAAUCAGUCCAUAAUCCAGACAUGCUCAAUAGAUCAACUGUUGGAUAUAAAAAUAAUUGUGUUCAAUAUACUCCACCCGCAGAACAAGAAGUGAUGAUUGAUAGGUAUUAUGUAGAUGAUAAUACAUCAUUACAAUAUGACAUUCAAGAAUGGGAAGACAGUAUUUUAUUUGAAAAUGAACCUGAUACUUUUCCCAAAACCAAUAAUAACCUAGUAAAUGAUAAUGUAUUUCAAGACAAUCAAAGAACUGUACAAAACGGUAGCAGUAAUGAGGAUGAAGAUGAAAUUAUAAGGAUCUCUAAAAAUAUAAAUGUAUCUGAUAUCGUAAUCGAUGAAAGCAAUAAUAUUGAAAAAUUAAACAAAAAUUAUAAUUAUAAGCAGAAAAUUGUACAAGAAACAUUAUUAAAUGAAAAAGAAACAUGUAGUGCUUCUACGAAUGAAGAUUAUUCUAUGGGAUUACACAAAUGCAUGUUUUGUAAAAAAUCCGUUCCUAUCUUCGGAUGUUCAGUUUCAACACCAGAUGGUAAUAAUGAUUAUGGACUGAAAAGAAUAUGUAAGGACUGUGAUAGAAAAAAUUCAGAUAUGACUGAAAAUAAUGCAACAGAAGUGUGGAAAAAAAAACCGUUAUCAAAAAAAAAGAGAUCUUCUCAUUCAUAUCUUGUUUCACAAGCAGGUUUCGAGCAUGUUGAUUUUAAUAAAAAAGGUUCAAUCACUCCAAUAUUUUUAUUAAAGAAUGGAAAUAGUUUUACUAACAGAGCGAUUAUGGUUCCCGGAGUAGGAAAAAUGUUAUUGAAUAACACUUGUUCGGUAGAUUCAGUGUUAUCAAUUUUAGCAUCAUCAGCUGCCGACAGUUUAAAAUUUAAAAAUGCCAUUAUAAAUAAGUCAUCAUCGAAUACAACUGCUAAGUUCAUAUUAAAGAUGAUUUCACAAAAUGAUUUCAAGGAUAUUUACUACGAACGAUUAUUACUUGUUUUACAGUUUUUUGGUGAUAAAAUAAAAUAUCUAGUUGGUGGGCUAAAAUCCAUUGAUAUGACUAACACAGCAGCAUCAAUGGCUAGUAAAUUAAUGGCAGACAUGCCAUCAUUUAUCAGAAAUAGCAAUUGCAAAAAUAACUUUUGUUCUGUAAAAUAUAUUGAGACAACUUCUGCUAUGAUUUCAUUGAAUAAAUUCAACGACGAGUUUUCAAUCCAAGAAGAAUUAUAUGAAUAUCUCAGAGAAUCAGAAGAGAAAUGUGUUUACUGUGGACAUCAAAGGAUAUCUUCAAUUCAUCCUACUACGCAUAUUUUGGUUGAGCUGAUUUCACUGCCCGAAGAUUUAGAAGCAUCGACCAGUACAGUUAAUAUUGAGAAAUCUUCGGUAACAUUGGUGAGACAAAACUUUGCGAAACCAAACAAUAUAAAAUUAUGUGAAAUAGAGAAGAACCUAACAGCUAUUUCGGAAAUGUAUUACCUACGAGGGGUAGUUAAUUUUCAUGGUGGUGAACGUCGAGGGCUCCGGUCAUCCACAGGCCACUAUACUGCUAGCGCUUUUCGAAGCAACGGGAAAUGGGAAACCUAUGACGAUAUGAAAACAACAGUUCAAUCCACUAAACAAGAAUACGAUGUAGAAUUUUUAAUUUAUACAAUUUGA
Molecule: messenger RNA, 3114 nt
Organism: Macrosiphum euphorbiae (potato aphid)
Lineage: Eukaryota; Metazoa; Arthropoda; Insecta; Hemiptera; Aphididae
Source: the annotation of a GenBank genome assembly